Messenger RNA from Cuscuta campestris, 2961 nucleotides. NCBI's taxonomy places the organism in Eukaryota, Viridiplantae, Streptophyta, Magnoliopsida, Solanales, Convolvulaceae. The record is from the annotation of a GenBank genome assembly.
UCGUAACGCGUAAUGUAAAGUUUAUUUGUGGACGGAGGGAGUAUUAUUUUAUAUUCAUCAUAUAUAAAUAUAUUUUUUUAUUCCCACCAUUUAGAUUUAGUUGUUCACUUAUCCUGACCUCUCAAACUUGAAAAAGAUGGGGAUUGACAAAAAAAGUCAUUGUAAUUGGUUUGUCCUCUUUAGUAGCCUGCAAUCUCAUUAGGGGCCUUUGGGUUCAGAAAGAGUGUAUUCCAGGGCAAGAAGACAUCUUAUCUUAGCUAGGGUUCUUACUUCCCUUGGGAAUUUUACUUGUCCACAAGCAAAGAAAUUACAGCAAAAUUAAAUACCUUAGAUGAUGAUCAAGUUUUGAGCCCCUCUUCCCAUGAUGAUGAUGAUCCUUCCUCCAAGCUUCUGCAUUUUCUUGCUCUGUUUCUCUUUUCUGUCUUCUUCUUCUUCUUCAUUAUUAUCUUCAUCAUCAUCAUCAUCAUCAUCAUCUUCUUCUUCUUCUAUUAUCAAUGCAAGCUUCAAUCUCAGCCUCCCGCAUCAACACCCCUACCCAGAAUUGGUAGCUCAAGAAGUUCAUAGGAGAGUGAACGAAUCGGUGUCGCGGCGAAGACUGCUGCCCGCGGAGAACGACCAAUGCCUCACCGGAAACCCGAUCGACGACUGCUGGCGGUGCGAUCCGAACUGGCAAAGCAACCGCCAGCGGCUGGCGGACUGCGGCAUCGGAUUCGGCCAGGGAGCGAUGGGCGGGAAAGGCGGGGCAAUCUACACGGUCACCGACUCGUCGGACCUGGACGCCGCGAACCCGAAGCAGGGGACUCUCCGGUACGGCGUGAUCCAGACGGAGCCGCUGUGGAUCGUGUUCGCCGGCGACAUGACGAUCGCGCUGAAACACGAGCUGAUCUUCAACAGCCACAAGACCGUCGACGGCCGCGGCGCCAACGUGCACAUCACCGGGAACGGCUGCAUCACGCUGCAGUACGUCACCAACGUCAUCAUCCACAACGUCCAGAUCUCCAACUGCCAGCCGUCGGGGAACACUCUGGUGCGGUCGAGCACAUCGCACGUGGGGUGGAGAGGCAGAUCGGACGGCGACGGAAUCUCCAUGUUCACGGCGAGGAACAUCUGGAUCGACCACUGCGCUCUGUCGAGCUGUACGGACGGGCUGAUCGACGCCAUAAUGGGGUCCACCGCCAUCACAAUCUCCAAUAGCUAUUUUUCCCACCACAACGAGGUUAUGCUCCUUGGCCACGUCGACACCUACCUCCCCGACUCCGGAAUGCAAGUGACGAUAGCGUUCAACCACUUCGGGGAAGGGUGUGUGCAGAGGAUGCCGAGGUGCAGAAGAGGAUACAUACAUGUCGUGAACAACGACUAUACCGAAUGGCAAAUGUAUGCCAUCGGAGGUAGCGCGAGGCCAACCAUCAACAGUCAGGGAAAUCGUUAUAUUGCGCCCAAUGACCCUAACGCCAAAGAGGUGACAAAGAGGGUGGAAACGGUGGAGACAGACUGGAGCGGGUGGAACUGGAGGACGGAGGGGGACAUGUUGGUGAACGGGGCAUUCUUCGUCCCCUCCGGCGACGACCUCAGCAACGAGUACACCAAGGCCUCGAGCUUCGAUUCCCAUUCUGCCCUUCUCAUUGACCAGCUCACCGCACACUCCGGGGUCAUCCCCUCAGUCCCCACCAGGGAGAGUAAAACGCCGCAAGCCUACGGUGGCGGGACAACCACCGGCGCAAACAGCAACGGCAACGCAAGUCCCACCGGCGGCCGUCGCGAUGACUUCCCGUUCAGCUUCCCGUUCGGCGGCGGUGCUUCGCCAUCCCCUCCUCCUACUAGAGCCACUCUUUUCUUGUUGUCUCUUCUUAUUAUUCUAUAUUUGUAGUUGUAAAUAGGAAAAAAGUGGACAGAAAAAAAGAGAGGAAAUUUUAGCAUGAAAGGAACCCAACUUUUUGUACAUAAUGGAAGGAUUGUUAUUGGAAUCACGAAAUUUUUACUCAAAAUUUAUUCAACGAGUAUAUGAUUAGAAAGAACUUGUAUGCAAUUAAAAACUAAUUCUUCUCUAUUUUCCUCAUUAUUUCAUAUAAUAAUAAAAAAAAAGGAUAAAUCCCUUCUCCGAGGGUCUUUCUCAGAAUCAGCCAGACGGUCACCAGAAAGUAGGUAAAUUGGACUUUAACCACGCAUUGUUGACAAACGAUAGAGCUUGCACCUGAUACAUGCAGAUGCCCGAUACAUAGUAUAAUCUCCGCCCAACACAAUUGCCAGAAAUCAAACUCGAAUGUUGCCCCUAAACUUAGUGACCUUACUAACUGUGCAAUGCCCACCGGUCAUUAUGGCAUAUAAUAAUAAUAAUAUAAGAAGAUGGCGGCUGCUAAUAUUCAUGGAUAGGAUAAGCCGGCACUCCAUGAAAAAGGUGUAUGUAUUCACUUUUCUUGUUUCCCAUUCACAUUAAUUUAAGAAAGAAGUGUGGAUUAAUAUAGAAUAAUUAGAGAGGAGGUUUUAAGAAAGAAGAGUGGAUUAAUACAGAAUAAUUAGGGAGGGAGGUAAUUCUAUAACUUCUUUUCUUCUUCAAACAUACUACCUAAAUUACAAAUUAUACCGUAUGUAAACCGGAAUAUACUUACUUUUAUGUAAGUCAAAUAAGCAUUACUUCCUCCGUCCCCGAAUACUUGUAUCUGUGCAUAUCCUUAGGGGUAUUUUCGGGAAUUCUCGAUAAUUCGUUCACCAAAUAAGUUAAGUAGACAAUUAAUUCUCGACGAGCAAAAAAAGAAGGAGAAAUGCGAACACAAAUAAACUGGGAUGAAGGGAGUAAUAAAAUUUUUUUUUUUUUCUGUUUCAAUAUCAUCAUUUUUAUAUGAACAUUAUAUUUUUGCAGCUUCAUAAAGAAAUCUUAUCUUAGCUAGGGCUGUUACUUCCAUUAGGAAUUUUACCUUUACCCAAGCAAAGAAGUUAUAGCCAAAUUAAAUACCUUAGAUGAUG